GGCAGGUGUCAGGUGCCCCAUCCCCAGGAGGCCAAGGCGGCAAAGCAGGCUGCAGCUGACAGUGCUGUCUUGAGCAUUCAGUGGUUGGUGGCCAGCUGCUGGAGGAGGCCCUGGACUUGGUCCCUGUGGUAAUGGUGCAGUCAUUGCUAAAGGUUACGAGUGGAUCCUAUUUAAAAGGACAGUUCUUCCUUGUUUGGAAGUGUCUGAGUUCAAGUCAUGUUCCUGCUGGUGGUUGGAGCCUCACAGUUUCAGGGUACUUGUGGAUCAGCCCCCGUAGCCUGGCUGUAAGACUUCUGGGGGCUGCGGGGGAGCCCAGCACCGUGGCUCCUGGGAGGGAGGCUGCCACCUUACCUCAGCCUCAUCUGGAGCAGCCCCCACGCCUGGAGUCCUGUUCAGGUUUCAUUGAUGAAGGUUUCUCAAGAGCCCUGGACCCUGAAUACGGUGUUUGUGAAAACUUGCGGAAGCUGGAGAUUACAGGCGUGUCUUGUCGAGACGUCUAUGCAAAACGUAUAAACCCUCGGGUGAAGUCGGGACGCUUCAUGAGAAUCCUCCCCGAUUACGAGCACAUGGGAUACAGAGACGUGUACACCUGCCUGCUCCACCGGUACCGGCACAUUUUGGGAUUGUGGCAGCCAGACAUCGGGCCAUACGGAGGACUGCUGAACGUGGUGGUGGAUGGCCUGUUCAUCAUUGGCUGGAUGUACCUGCCCCCACACGACCCUCAUGUGGAUGACCCCAUGCGAUUCAAGCCUCUGUUCAGAGUCCACCUGAUGGAGAGGAAGUCCGCCACGGUGGAGUGCAUGUAUGGCCACAAAGGACCCCACAACGGCCACAUUCAGAUUGUGAAGAAGGACGAGUUCUCCACCAAGUGCAACCAGACGGACCACCACAGGAUGUCUGGUGGGAGGCAGGAGGAGUUCCGGACGUGGCUGAGGGAGGAGUGGGGCCGCACACUGGAGGACAUCUUCCACGAGCACAUGCAGGAGCUGAUCCUGAUGAAGUUCAUCUACACCAGCCAGUACGACAACUGUCUGACCUACCGCCGGAUCUACCUGCCGCCAAGCCGCCCCGACGACCUCAUCAAGCCCGGCCUCUUCAAGGGCACCUAUGGCAGCCACGGCCUGGAGAUCGUCAUGCUCAGCUUCCACGGCCGCUGUGCCAGGGGCACCAAGAUCACGGGCGACCCCAACAUUCCUGCAGGGCAGCAGACGGUGGAGAUCGACCUGAGGCACCGCAUUCAGCUGCCCGAUGUCGAGAACCUCCGCAACUUCAACGAGCUCUCGCGCCUCGUGCUGGAGGUGCGUGAACAGGUGCGGCAGGAGCAGCAGCAGCAGCAGCAGGACGGCGAGGGCCCUGCCCCACCCCAGGAGCCGCUGUCAGCACGGGGGCCACCUGGGGCACCUGCCGAAGAGGGUGGGGACCCCAGAGGUGGAGCAGCUGCGGCCGAGCAGCCAGCCCAGUCCGGGCAGCCGUUCGUGUUGCCCGUGGGUGUGAGCUCGAGGAAUGAGGACUACCCGCGGACCUGCAGGAUGUGUUUCUAYGGCACGGGCCUCAUUGCCGGCCACGGCUUCACCAGCCCCGAGCGCACCCCUGGCGUCUUCGUCCUGUUCGACGAGGACCGCUUCGGCUUUGUCUGGCUGGAGCUCAAGUCCUUCAGCCUGUACAGCCGGGUGCAGGCCACCUUCCGGAAUGCAGAUGCACCGUCCCCACAGGCCUUUGAGGAGAUGCUCAAGAAUAUCCAGUCCCUUACCUCCUGACCACCACGCCUGCUGUGGGCCAGCCUGGCCCUGCUACCAGGAGCAGAAGCAGCAUGCACUUUGAAAUGCGGCCUUUUUAUAGAAUGCGCACCUUCUCGCCAGGGGCCCCGCCCCGCCCCGCCCCAGACACUGUACGCAGAGCGCAGAACGUGUUCCUGUAAGGUGGCGUGGCGGCAGCCCAAGGAGAUGCUGAGCAUGUCUCCCCCCCGUCUCCCCUCACUCUCUCACGUACACCAAAAAACCAAAAAAAAAAACAGGAGCAGAUGAACCAGAUGAGAUCUCCUCCACCAGGGGGAGCUGGCUGGAGGUCUUCCUCCUUAGGGAGGGUGGCCACAGUCACUUCCCCGGCACGUGCACACCCAUCUUGUCUGAGCUGUUCUGCUCCACCCUCCCCUCCCCACUGGACGAGGAGCAGACGUGGUCAUGACUGGAGGGCCUGGGGGUGGGCAGGAGGAGGUGCAGCACUCUGUGGGGACGGUGAACGGGGACAGUAAGUGCAGAGAAGAGCUCGGGGAGUUGAUGGAGCAUCAGGGUCCUGUUUGGGACUCUGCGUUGAGUUUCCUUUCUCUGCUGACUUGCUGGGAGUUUGGACAGAAAGGCUUUUCUCCCCGAUCAGUUUUCCAGUCAGUGAAACGGGACCAGGGUGUGGAAAGUGGGAUUGUCACUGCGCACGCAGGUCUCUGCACUGCCCCACUGCGCUCCACGUGAGAACCAAGGUCACCACUACCAGGACCGUGCCGCAGUCAGCUCCAGGCAGGCGCCUUCCUGUUUCCCACUGUGCAGAGCCACCUGACCCCUGGGGACCCUCCAGCCUGGAGACUCCUGCCUGAGAUCUGGUGACGUGGUGUCUCCCGGAGGACAGCACGACAUGCCAAGGCCUCAGGAUCUGGUGUCCACCCCCUCCGCCUCAGGGUCACUGAUGCCAGGGUACCUCUUCUCAGCUGCUUGUCCUCGUUGGCCCCUCUGAGCCCUUCUGCUGGGCACUCAGAACAAACUUGUCCUCCUGACGAGAGGGCUCAGGGUGGUGGCAUUCAAGCACGGAGACCAACGCCUGCCUGGCCUUUCAGCCAUCCUGGUACCCAGCUCCGAUGCUGGGCAGCUCUUCUGCUUCCAGCAGCCGGUGAACCAGCUCUGUGGCAAGGCCCCUCGGCAGCUGGGCUCCCCAAGAGGUCCUGUUCUUGGGAAGAGGCAGAUGGAGGAGCUGGGCUCUCUCCCAGGCAGCAGCAGGGUCCACGUGCUGCCUGAGCCCUUCUCGAGACACCCCACCCCAGGACUUCUGGCGGCCUGCAGUGUUGCCCAGGCGAGGUCCCAUUCCCAGUACCUUUUGCAGGGUUGAGCCGCGAGCCUCCGUGACUUCCUUUGUUAGUUGUGACUCUACCAAGCGAGGAAGUCUCCGGCAGGCUGUUAGGACACCAAGGCUGCUUGGGCCUGUGCUGGGUGCUCUGUGUCACCACUGGCAAAUCAAGAGUGCAUUUCUUACCAGGGGCCUGGGGCUUGCUUUGAGGGACCCUCCCUCGGAGGUUCCCCUCAGCCUUGUAAAGAGCACAUUGGUGGAAGACGAGUGCGUGUAAUUAAAAAACCCUCAAACCCA
This is a messenger RNA of Urocitellus parryii (Arctic ground squirrel), 3348 nucleotides long. It is a transcript of the gene Fbxo31, whose product is annotated as F-box protein 31. Gene Ontology annotation, molecular function: protein binding. Gene Ontology annotation, biological process: SCF-dependent proteasomal ubiquitin-dependent protein catabolic process. Lineage: Eukaryota; Metazoa; Chordata; Mammalia; Rodentia; Sciuridae. The record is from RefSeq and is a predicted model, not a curated record. Gene Ontology annotation, cellular component: SCF ubiquitin ligase complex.